GUUAUUAGUGAUUAUGAAUGAUGCAGCUCAAAACGAAAGAACAUAACCAUUAUUCUCGCUCAAAAGUAUCAAAAGCAUUAGAACAUAAACCCGACAACUACUUUGUUUUAAUGAUUCUAAUGGAUUAAUUUCGUUAAGAAACACUCAAUGAGAUUGCUCAAUUAGUUCUCACCAAAAAACCUACUUUGCUACCAAGAAACAGACCCAAAAUCCUCCAAAAUGUUUUUCAUUUUUAAUUAUUGUAAGUACUUGACGAUUUUCUGGAAUACCGAAUGGAGAAACGAGAGAAAAGCUUCCCAGAACACAAAAGUCACUCAGAAAGGACAAGAAAAUGAGGGUAUCCAUAGUAAUCAAGUUACACAUGCUUUUCAAAAACAACAACAUUUGCCUGGUAACUGAUAAUUAGAGGAAUCAAAGAUUAAUUUGCCAAGUUAGUGAUUUACGGUAAUUACUAUAUAAAAGGAAGGGUUUCCUUUGAUUUUGUUCACAUAUCGAAUUCCUUGCCCGGAAUAACACAAAUUCCUACUUCAACAAUGAUUUUCCGGCAGGGACUUGUGAUUUUUUUAUUCGUUUCUGUUGUUUCGUCAUUUAGCUGGCCUUGGGAAAGUGCUGACACAAAUGAAGAUGGAACAAUAGCAAAAAGAAGCGAUGGUUCAGAUUGUAAAAACCACAUGGACUGUUUCAAGUGCGAUGAAAUAAAGCGCAAAGGACAAUGUCAAUCUUAUAUAUCAGUCUGUGCGAAGACUUGUAAUCCCAAUUGUGCAUCGACGCCCUUCGCUGACGAGCCUCACAAGCCAUGCGCAGAUAUCAAAGCCCAAGGCGACUGUAUGAAACCAAUGCCAUAUUCAUCCGCUAUAUGGGCGACUGUCUGUGAGAAGACUUGCUGUGUUCUGGACAAGCCACCUCAAUGGAGUGAAUGGUCUGAGUGGGGACCUUGCUCCAAGUCCUGUGAUCAUGGAUUCAAAACCAGGACUCGUGAAUGUAAAGGCGAAGGAUUUGGCCAAACCUGUGAAGGAGCUCCCUUUGAAUCAGACAAGUGUAACGUUGGUGUUCCUUGUAAAGGAUUGGUUGGCUGGGAAAAGACCGCAGUGACAGUAAGUGAGGAUGUUGGAACAGUUACACUCAAGAUUAUAAGAUCAAGAAAAACAGACUGCGAAGCUUCCAUCAAAGUGAGUACACAAGACGACACAGCCAUGCAGCCUGCUGACUAUGUCAAGAUAGAAAACCUUGUUAUCAACUUUACCAAGGGAGAAACUGAGAAGACAGUCACGUUUACCAUCAACAAGGACCGACUCAUUGAACCUCUGGAGUCUUUUAUUGCUGUCAUUACUGCAGAUCCUCACAAACUCGAUGUCGAUCCAGCAAACACAACAAUUACUAUCAAAGACUGCACAGCAAAGGUUGGUCUUCGUCCAGAGAGCUAUGAAGUUCAAGAAAAUUUAGAAAUGGUCAAAGUCACUGUGUACAGAGAAGGUUGUCUUCGUGCAGCAAAUAAAGUCUGCAUCUCCACCGUCGAUGGAAUCGCCAAGGCUGCAAGUGACUACGUCGCCAUUUCGCAACAGGAGGUAUCCUUUGCACCAAAUGAAACGUCCAAGGAAAUUUCUAUCACUAUUGUAAAUGAUGGAGUAGAAGAACAAGACGAAGAUUUCUUUGUUCAACUCGGCUGUGCAGAUCCCGCUACUUUGAUUGUUGCACCUGGAAAAGCCAUUGUGGUGGUGAAAGAUGACGAUGUUGAUGGCAAUUGGUCUGACUGGGGACCUUAUGGAGACUGCAGUGUAUCUUGUGGAAAUGGCGUACAAACACGAUCAAGGAAUUGCACCAACCCUAAGCCACAAGGAGGUGGGAAGAAAUGUGAAGGAGAAGCAACAAGUUCUCAGGCCUGCAACACCAAUCCUUGCCCAAUUGAUGGAGGUUAUGGUGAAUAUGGUCCAUAUGGUGAAUGUAGCAAGAGUUGUGGAGGUGGUGUACAAUUCAGAAUGAGAGAAUGUAACA
Actinia tenebrosa (Australian red waratah sea anemone) is the source of this 1992-nucleotide messenger RNA. Its product is annotated as SCO-spondin. Gene Ontology annotation, biological process: cell communication; proteolysis. Gene Ontology annotation, cellular component: membrane. NCBI's taxonomy places the organism in Eukaryota, Metazoa, Cnidaria, Anthozoa, Actiniaria, Actiniidae. The record is from RefSeq and is a predicted model, not a curated record. Gene Ontology annotation, molecular function: zinc ion binding; metalloendopeptidase activity.